Messenger RNA from Mercurialis annua (annual mercury), 1525 nucleotides. Its product is annotated as mannan endo-1,4-beta-mannosidase 6. The transcript has 6 exons. The record is from RefSeq and is a predicted model, not a curated record. Lineage: Eukaryota; Viridiplantae; Streptophyta; Magnoliopsida; Malpighiales; Euphorbiaceae. Gene Ontology annotation, molecular function: hydrolase activity, hydrolyzing O-glycosyl compounds. The coding region runs from base 33 to 1412 and encodes 459 amino acids.
UGCAAAAUGUGGAUUAUUCCUUGAUCAGAAUAAUGAAUAUAAACAAGAGAUUCCAUAACAUUUUCUCAAUAUUGUUUAUCUUUAUUUUCUUUUUCAUUGGAAUUUCCAAGUCCAAUGGCUAUGAUGAUGAGCAAUUUGGACCAACGAUUAAUCAGCUCGAAAUCGCUAGUGAUAAAGGGAUGGGUGAGGUGGAAGAUGAUGCAUGGGAAAUGGUGGGGAAAAAAGGGACUCAAUUUGUGAUCAAUGACCAGCCUUUCUAUGUGAAUGGGUUCAAUACUUACUGGCUAAUGGUGUUUGCUGCUGAUAAUUCUACAAGAGGAAAAGUUACUGAAGUUUUCCAACAAGCUUCUUCAGUUGGUCUAACAGUUUGCAGAACUUGGGCGUUUAACGAUGGACAAUGGCGCGCUCUACAGAAAUCUCCCGGCGAUUAUGAUGAAGAUGUGUUUAAGGCCUUGGAUUUUGUUGUAAGUGAAGCAAGAAAAUACAAGAUCAGGCUUAUAUUAUCAUUAGCUAACAAUUGGAAUGCAUACGGUGGAAAAGCACAAUAUGUUAAAUGGGGACAAGCUGCCGGACUUAAUUUGACAUCCGAUGAUGAUUUCUUCUCUCAUCCUACUCUAAGAGCCUACUACAAGGCACAUGUUAAGACCGUGCUCAACAGAGUCAACACAUUUACGAACAUAACUUACAAGGAUGACCCUACAGUAUUUGCUUGGGAAUUAAUGAAUGAACCUCGCUGCACCUCAGAUCCUACUGGUGAUAAGCUUCAGUCAUGGAUACAAGAGAUGGCAGUGCACAUUAAGAGCAUGGACGCAAAGCAUUUGGUGGAAAUCGGAUCCGAAGGAUUUUACGGUCCCUCGGCUCCCGAUAGAGCUCAAUUUAACCCUAAUUCUUACGCGACACAAGUUGGUACUGACUUUAUAAGGCACCAUCAGACUCUUGGGAUUGACUUUGCCUCUGUUCACAUUUAUCCAGACUCUUGGAUUUCGCAAACAAUUUCGGAUACUCAUAUUCAAUUUACAAAGUCAUGGAUGGAUGCACACAUAGAGGAUGCUGAGAAAUAUCUAGGAAUACCUGUCAUAUUUGCUGAAUUUGGCGUGUCUACGAAAGACUCUGGUUACAAUUCAUCGUUCCGUGACGCCUUGAUCAGCACAGUGUACAAGACCCUUCUCAACUCUACAAAGAAAGGUGGUGGCGGGGCUGGAAGCCUCCUGUGGCAAUUGUUCCCUGAUGGAACGGAUUACAUGGAUGACGGAUAUGCAAUUGUUCUAUCAAAAUCUCCUUCAACUUCAAACAUCGUUUCCCUUCAUUCCACACGACUAGCAAUCUUCAAUUCCAGGUGUUCUAUGAGAUGCAAAUGGGGCUGCAAGAAGAGAAAUGCCUUGGAGACAUUUCUUUACAAUGAUGAACUGUAAAAGUAAUUGAACAAUCAUAGAAGAAAAUGAAAAAAAAAAUAGUCCUCGAGUUUUAUUACGAUAAUAAUUUAAUAACUUGUACCUAAUCUUUUCGGAACUAUUAUUCAUUUCAA